Messenger RNA from Microcebus murinus (gray mouse lemur), 6578 nucleotides. Lineage: Eukaryota; Metazoa; Chordata; Mammalia; Primates; Cheirogaleidae. The record is from RefSeq and is a predicted model, not a curated record.
UUUUUAUUUUGAAAGUUUCAUGAGAGCUUUAUGCUAACAUAAAGAACAGUAAUAUAUGCCGGGUUAAUAGCUGAAGACAUUUAAUAAAGGCAUGCAUUACAAAUAGUAUCUAGCCACACUGGAAGAUUAGGACUUCAGAUCUGAAAUUUUGUUGCUCAUUAGUUGUAGGAUGUGAAUGAAAUACAUUUUUAAAGGGCAAGGUCAGUAUUCCAUUAUCCUGGAAAUGUCUUUGUUGAAUAAAUGUGUAAAUAUUUUGAAUAAGUAUUAUUAGAUUAUAUUUCUCUUGGGGACAUUACCUAUGGGAUGAAUGAUUCUACUGCUUGUAAUUGCAGGAGCACAUGUCACCUUACACGUCGUUCCCAAUGACCAAUAUCAUUUGAGAUGAAAUAAAUACUGAUUACUAGUGAUGUAACACUAUUUACCAUGGAGUCAGAUGUCUAAAAGGCAGGCUAGAGCUAAUGGAUUUGGUUAUUUUCAAAACAGUAUUUUCCAAAGCAGGAUACUGUUUUAAAGUAACACUGUGAAUUCUCAGAGUUGUAUAACUGGGUUCGUUUGUAUUGAGUGCGGAAGAACAUGCCUUUGGGCAAGCAGUUUCUGAUCGUUUUCCAUCCUUUAAUGGUACAAGGAAAAGAAAACUGUACCUGGGACUUAGCUACGAGAUAGCUUGGCAAUACCUUUCCUUCUCAUAGUGGUUAGCACAAGGGAUAUCAAGACCCAAAUUUGAAUGAUGGUGUCAGUGCAGCCAAGGGGCGUUGCCUCACUGGGAGCUGUAGUUGCAUCAUGGGUACGUGGUGUGAUUUCAUUUCAUAAUUGUAAACAUUUCAGUGGGUAUGUUUGAUUCAUUUGAAACUCUUGCCCACUUCACUGUGGCUGGACAGCUGAGUUAACAUGGCUCAAAUUGAAAUUAUUCCAUGCAAGAUCUGUGGAGACAAAUCAUCAGGAAUCCAUUAUGGUGUCAUUACAUGUGAAGGCUGCAAGGGCUUUUUCAGGAGGAGUCAGCAAAGCAAUGCCACCUACUCCUGUCCUCGUCAGAAGAACUGCUUGAUUGAUCGAACCAGUAGAAACCGCUGCCAACACUGCCGAUUACAGAAAUGCCUUGCCGUGGGGAUGUCUCGAGAUGCUGUAAAAUUUGGCCGAAUGUCAAAAAAGCAAAGAGACAGCUUGUAUGCAGAAGUGCAGAAACACCGGAUGCAGCAGCAGCAGCGCGACCACCAACAGCAGCCCGGGGAGGCCGAGCCGCUGACACCCACCUACAACAUCUCGGCCAACGGGCUGACGGAACUCCACGACGACCUCAGCAACUACAUUGACGGGCACACUCCCGAGGGGAGCAAGGCAGACUCUGCUGUCAGCAGCUUCUACCUGGACAUACAGCCUUCCCCAGACCAGUCAGGUCUUGAUAUCAAUGGAAUCAAACCAGAACCAAUAUGUGACUACACACCAGCAUCAGGCUUCUUCCCCUACUGUUCGUUCACCAAUGGAGAGACUUCCCCGACUGUGUCCAUGGCGGAACUAGAACACCUUGCACAGAAUAUAUCUAAAUCACAUCUGGAAACCUGCCAGUACUUGAGAGAAGAGCUCCAGCAGAUAACGUGGCAGACCUUUCUGCAGGAAGAGAUUGAGAACUAUCAAAACAAGCAGCGGGAGGUGAUGUGGCAAUUGUGUGCCAUCAAAAUUACAGAAGCUAUACAGUAUGUGGUGGAGUUUGCCAAACGCAUUGAUGGAUUUAUGGAACUGUGUCAAAACGAUCAAAUUGUGCUUCUAAAAGCAGGUUCUCUAGAGGUGGUGUUCAUCAGAAUGUGCCGUGCCUUUGACUCUCAGAACAACACCGUGUACUUUGAUGGGAAGUAUGCUAGCCCAGAUGUCUUCAAAUCCUUAGGUUGUGAAGACUUUAUUAGCUUUGUGUUUGAAUUUGGAAAGAGUUUAUGUUCUAUGCACCUGACUGAAGAUGAAAUUGCAUUAUUUUCUGCAUUUGUACUGAUGUCAGCAGAUCGCUCAUGGCUGCAGGAAAAGGUAAAAAUUGAAAAACUGCAACAGAAAAUUCAGCUAGCUCUUCAACACGUCCUACAGAAGAAUCACCGAGAAGAUGGAAUACUAACAAAGUUAAUAUGCAAGGUCUCUACAUUAAGAGCCUUAUGUGGACGACAUACAGAAAAGCUAAUGGCAUUUAAAGCAAUAUAUCCAGACAUUGUGCGACUUCAUUUUCCUCCAUUAUACAAGGAGCUGUUCACUUCAGAAUUUGAGCCAGCAAUGCAAAUUGAUGGGUAAAUGUAUCAAAAUAAGCACUUCUAGAAUGUCUGAAGUACAAACGUGAAAAACAAAACAACAAAACAAAAAUUAACCGAGACACUUUAUAUGGCCCUGCACAGACCUGGAGCGUCACACACUGCACAUCUUUUGGUGAUCGGGGUCAGGCAAAGGAGGGGAAACAAUGAAAACAAAUAAAAGUUGAACUUGUUUUUCUCAUGCAUAUGAUUUCCAUUAUGCCUACAGAUAUGGACCCUUUUUCUGUCUCAACUUCUCCAUCUUUUGACCUCUGUUUACAGCAGAAGGAGGGUACUAAAGUCAGAGGAUUUCCUUUUCUUGUAGUUCACUGCCCACAGACUUUCUCCAGAGUCACCAAUCUGUCAGUAACAACAGAGAGUCCAGCAAUAAUCGGUGACUGGUGUGCAUAGCGGAGGUGGCGGCAUUACUUUGCACAACUUGCUCUUUGUUUCAUGAAGGAAGUUUUUAUUUUUUUCACCGAUUAUUGCCAGUUCAGCAGGAUGGCAUGAAAAGGGUCCAUAGCAGUAGCAACAAUAGCAUUAUAAUAUAUUACAGGGUAAAUGGGCAUGAAGACUAUAUAUAGCUAAAAGAGAUAUUGUUUAUAUAUUGUUUUAAUUAAUAUAAAAUGUAGUUACUGGUGUAGCUUUUCCUGUUGAAUUGAUAAGGCACUUUCAUUUUGCACCUUUUUCUUUAAAUUAAAUGCUAGCGUGUUCACUGUCGUGUCGCAUGUGCACCAGAAACACAAGUUUAACUGAGAAGGCUUGGAAGGUACGUGGGAGGUAUUUAUGCUGCUGUUUACAAAAAUUACUUUUAAAAGACUGGCUGGUCAUAUCUAGAAAUCACCAUGUUGGGUUUUUGUUUUUUACACGUGAACUUGGAAUUAGAAACGGAACUCUCCCUAAAUUAUACUUUGCUUUUUUGGCAGGUUUAAGGGUAGAUGUGUUUACGCUUCAUACAAAGUUGAAUGAUUGAUUGGUGCUGUGGUCUUAUACCAUCAUGCACAUUAAAAAAAAAAAAAAAGAAGCUUUUUAAAAUGGCACUUCAUGGAGGUGGGAAGGGGAGGCUCGUUUUACACAAUUCAGUAGUUCUAUGGACUCAGUCUCAACUUGGAAUUUUUAUGCUUUGAGAACAAAUCUGUAACCAGAAUAUAUAUUGGAAUCUAGCUUUUAUUAUAAGAAGGACCCAAAGAUUAUAUCUGAAGCAAACACACACUCUCCAUAUGAGGACAUUAAGCAUUUACUUUGUGAGUGUUUAUGUUCUUGGUAUAAUCUAGGAACCCUAAAAGUUUAUCUCAGAAUGAACCAAUUCUAGAUUCAUUGUCUAUAGAUGUUAUAAUUCUAGAAUAUUGCCCUCUAUGUUUGAUAGACAAUGGAUAGGAAGGUGAGGGAGGCAUACAUUGUUGAACCAGUUUCUCUUAUUUAAAUAUUAAAUACUUUAAGCCUUUAAAGUAAAAUUGAUGCUAGCUGCAAACAUUUACUCUUGUAUUUAUCUUCACUAGAAAACUGUGGACUGUAAUUUAUUUUAUUAAAUAUUUAGAAGAUUAUUUGGCUUUUGUGUUCAGGUGAGGAAUAUUGAGUGUGUUUUUAUUUAAUUUCAUGUUGUUAUUUUUUUAAAAAAUAAUCCCCAGUAAGGGGAGGGGAAAGGAACAGUCUGGUAUACAAAUGUGCAUAUUUUAAAAACAAGUGACCUUUUAGGAAUGUAGGCAUUUAGAAGAUGAUUUCUUUAGUCGCACUAGGGGUGGGAUCCAAACUACUGGUCUGACGUCAAAGACCAUGUUUGUACGGAAGAAGGGAACAUCUUCCAUGGGUGUAAAGUGGGAGUUUCCAAGCAGCCCUUCACAUCAGAGAGUCUCCUCCACCAGGGUCCCUGCAGAAUCUUCCGCAGGAAUUUCAGCUCCUGAUGUCCUGCUGGGCGAACAGCAUGGGCUUCUCAGAGCAUUUCACUCUGUUUUUAACUCCACUGACUUUCUGACUUGUUUCCUGAGGGACGGUGGUGGAAAAGGAGAAGGAAUUAUUCACACGGACAUGUGUAUGAAGCCUAAAUAACAUCCAAAAAAAAUUUUUUUUUCAGAAAUAUAGUAAGGGAAGACAAAAGGAAUAUUCCUUUAAAUUUCUUACAGGCAAAUACAAUUUUAUGUAAGUGUUUAUAUAGAGAGGCUAACUGUCAGCAUAUAGUAUUUAUAUUUGGUCAAGAAGGGUUAAAUCAAAAUUUUAACUUAAGUAAGCAUAGUUCCUUUAAAGAUCAAUAGUAUUUAUACUCUGAAAAGAGUACCAAGCUUAGUUCAGUUAUUUAUUUGUCCAUUUUUUUUUCUUUUGUUUCUCCUUUAGGGGAAAAUGGUGUGGUGUUGUUUUUUGGGGUUUCUUUGUUUUGUUUUGUCGUUUAGAUUCACUAAAUUUGGGGAUGGUUUUAUCCAAGUAUAUUAACUUCUUUUUAACCAAAGCUUUCUGAAUAUGACCAGCCUCAGGUGCUAGCGCAUUAAAGAGCAACUAAACCUAAUUCCAGUGUCCAUUUGUGAAAUAAUUAAGAGCUAAUUGAACUUCUCUAAGGGUGAGAGAGAACAUAAUGUUGAACUUAAAAGAAAUUCCUUUUCCCAGAAAGGAUUUUGCUUGUACCUAAUGCAAAAAAAAAAAACAUGAGUAAUAGUCAUGCCAUGGUGACAUUGCUUUUAUGGUAAACCAAGUUAGAGUAACAUCAUGCUGGUUCCAGGUGUUUCUGAAAGAAAAGCAGAGGUGGGCUUUAAGAGCAAAGUCCAUCGACAGUGUAGGAAGAGAAAGUAGAGACAAAGACAUGCUCAGUGAAAUGAGGGAACAACUGACUAUUUGGAUCUAAGUUGGGAUCUGAGGUUAAACAAUAAAUUCAGUUGAAAAAACAUGGAGUCCAGAAAGGGAUGUGAAAAACUUUUGCCUUUUUAUUUUCUUCCUUUAUUAUAAAAACACCUGUAUGAUGACACAAAAUAUUUGGUGAUAUCAGAACAACUAUUCUUAAUAGUUCUUAUAAUUAAAAUUUCCUAAACUUAAAUGUCCAAUCAUCUUUUAAAGAUUGGAACUACACCAUUGUCAACCCGGCUGCUAUAAUGCCCUCAUACAAUUUUUUUUUUUCCAUAAGGUAAAUAAGGCUUUUGUACAAAGCCUGAAAACCUUCUGUAACAAUGGUGUUCAGAUGGUUGCAUUAUAUUGUGAAAAAACUGGCCUUGGUCACAAUGCAAACAAAAGUGCAGAUGAAAGUGCUUUUGGGGCAGUUUGCAAAUAGUGUUAUAAAACUAUGGAUUUUUUUUAAGUGUUCAGCAUCUUAAUUUGUGUUAAAACUAUGGAUUUUUUUAAAGUCUUCAGCAUCCUAAUUCACCCUUUAUAACUUAAGAAAAAUAUGACUUAAGACACUGCUUCUAAGUUUGGUUGUUCUUUAUAGUGUGGAUACCCAGAUAUUUGUGAGCGUAUGGAGGUGGGCUGAGAGGUGAAGAAGGAGCGUGUGUAUGUGUGUGUCCGUGUGUGUAUGAGGUGUAUGAGGUGUAUGAUGUGUGUGUCGGACCGCUUCUAGGCUACUAAGUGUCAAUGGAAAAGAAAAUGUAUUCAAAAUACUUAAAUCAAAACUAGAAGAUGGAAAAAAAAAAAGAUUUAUUCUAUACAAAGCCUUGUCUGGACCACUUUAGAGAGACUUCUAUUUUUUUAACCCUUCUAUAAAUAUUUGAUGGCACUUGAAAUAUUCCUGCAAUAAAAUGUGAUUUGUGUAAAGAAAAAAAAAAGAUUUUGUAAUGUGAAACAAAGAAAGAAAGUAAUGUAAUUUUCUAAAAAAAAAAAUACAAACAAACAAACUUUGUAUUAUUUUAUUGAUGGAAUUUGUCUAUCUGUCUUUGGAAAACUUUUUAUUUCAUUGAAUGUGCCAUAGUAGAAAUGCGUGUUUUUAGUUUUAGACUAAGGAAUAGCUAGCUGUUGUGUUCCGACAUUCCAAAAUGCAAAACAACCUAGUAGAAUCUUUAAUGAAAAGGUUUAAGUAGUGUGUAAGCUUCUCUCAUUGUUGCUUUUUUGCACAUGUUCCUCAUUCCUCUCUAGUGCAAUAUGUACAUAGAGCACUUGCAGGUGUACCUUGAUCCCUCAGGGAAAAAUACAUAUUUGUACAGUUUUUUGGGUUUUUUGUUUUUGUUUUCGUUUCUGUUUUGCCUUUUGUUUUUGGCUAAGGAAUGUCGAUCGAAUCACUUGUAAUUGUUGAGGGGCAGCCAGAUAAUAAUCCUAAAGCCACUGUUUCAAACAUUGAUUGUUUAAAUCAUGUGUCCUUCCAGUGCUAUUAUUUUAAGAUAAUAAUAAAAAGGUUAUUUUCUG